Penicillium griseofulvum is the source of this 1137-nucleotide messenger RNA. Its product is annotated as NAD(P)/FAD-dependent oxidoreductase. NCBI's taxonomy places the organism in Eukaryota, Fungi, Ascomycota, Eurotiomycetes, Eurotiales, Aspergillaceae. The record is from RefSeq and is a predicted model, not a curated record. The transcript has 3 exons. Gene Ontology annotation, molecular function: (S)-2-hydroxy-acid oxidase activity; (S)-2-hydroxyglutarate dehydrogenase activity. Bases 1 to 1137 code for a protein of 378 amino acids. Gene Ontology annotation, cellular component: mitochondrion.
AUGCAGAUUUCACCCAUGCGGUACAGUACACAGAUCUCCAAGACAGACCCAAAACUAAUCCGAACGAAAGCUCACGAAGGCACCUCGACAAUUCUACUAGAGCGACAUGACGCACCAGGGACAGAGACGAGCAGUCGCAACUCCGAGGUAAUCCACGCAGGCCUCUAUUACCCAGCAACCUCCCUCAAAACCAACCUCUGCAUCCGCGGCCGCAACCUCCUCUACGACCUCUGCGCACAAAACAACAUCCCCCACCGCAACACGAAGAAAUGGAUCGUCGCGCAAACCCCCACGCAAUGGGAAGCCUGUCUGAAAGUGCACACACACGCACAAGGACUAGACGCGCCGACACGACUAAUAGGACGCGAGGAAGCGCAGCACCGUGAACCGGACGUAAAGGCUGACGCAGGCAUUGUCGAGAGCGAGACAUCCGGCAUCGUGGACAGUCAUUCUCUAAUGACGUAUCUGCAGGGUGACUUUGAGGAUCGCGGGGGCGAUAUCGCAUUUAAGACGCGCGUGACGGACGUGGAGGCUAUCAACGGCGGCCGUGGUGGAUAUAAGAUCACCGCUGUGUCAGGGGAUGGUUCUGUUACUUCCUUUACGGCUGAAACGCUGGUUAAUAGUGCUGGACACGGCGCGUGUGCUAUUAGUAACAUUCUCCUCCCGGAAGAACGCCAUUUCGUUCCGCAUUAUGCUAAGGGCACGUACUUCUCGUAUGCGGCGUCUAGACCAAAGACUUCGGUUUUGGUUUACCCGGCUACUUUGCCGGGAACUGGGGGGCUGGGCACGCAUUUGACGCUUGAUAUGGGUGGACGUGUGCGGUUUGGUCCGGAUGUUGAGUGGGUGGAUAGUCCUGAUGAUUUGGUGCCGAGUGCUGCGCGUUUAGAGCGUGCGUUGUUGGAGAUCAAGGCUUAUUUGCCUGGUGUUGAUGUUGAUGCUAUUGCGUUGGAUUAUUGUGGUAUUCGUCCUAAAUUGGGGAGGGGUGGUGCUGUUAAUGAGGGUAAAGGGUUCCAGGACUUUAUUAUCCGCGAGGAAGAGGGUUUGCCUGGGUUUGUCAAUUUGUUGGGGAUUGAGAGCCCCGGCUUGACGAGUUGUUUGGCAAUUGGUGAGAUGGUUGAUGGUAUCUUAUACCGUUAG